Hippocampus comes (tiger tail seahorse) is the source of this 1324-nucleotide messenger RNA. RefSeq names its product RAR-related orphan receptor C a (gene rorca). The record is from RefSeq and is a predicted model, not a curated record. NCBI's taxonomy places the organism in Eukaryota, Metazoa, Chordata, Actinopteri, Syngnathiformes, Syngnathidae. Gene Ontology annotation, cellular component: nucleus. The transcript is spliced from 8 exons. Gene Ontology annotation, molecular function: RNA polymerase II cis-regulatory region sequence-specific DNA binding; nuclear receptor activity; zinc ion binding. The coding region runs from base 1 to 1275 and encodes 424 amino acids. Gene Ontology annotation, biological process: regulation of transcription by RNA polymerase II.
AUGCGCCUGAUCGAUCGGACCAAUCGCAACCGCUGCCAGCACUGCAGGCUGCAGAAGUGUCUCGCUCUGGGCAUGAGCCGCGACGCGGUGAAAUUUGGCCGCAUGUCCAAGAAGCAGCGCGACAGCCUGUACGCCGAGGUCCAGAAGCACCAGCAGUCGCAGGAGUGCGCCGGCAUGGCAGCCCGGGAAGAGAGCGGCGACCCGGGCGACCACAGCCGCACCUACAGAAGAGUGUCCAGCACCACGCUCAGCGAUCUGGACGACUUCACCACGUUGCCCGACGGCCUGCUCUUCGACCUCCCGCUGACCCCCGAGGACGGGGGCUGCGAGUACGGCAACCUGGACAUGCUCGCCGGCAGCGCCGGCAGCAGCUCAUCCUCUCAAAGCUCGCCGGAACAGACCAACUUGGACUUUACGGAGGGCAACCACAGCAUCAAGCACGAGUACCAGCUGUUGCACGACUCCGGGCUCUUCUCGCACGCCAUCCUCAACCCGCUGCCUGAAGGAUGCUCCCUCCUUGAGCUCGAGCACAUAACUCAGUGUGUGGUCAAGUCCCAUAUCGAGACGAGUCAGUACAGUACAGAGGAGCUGAAGAGAAUGGCGUGGUCCACGUAUAGCAUGGAAGAGACUCGAAUGUACCAAACUAAGUCCGCUGAGGCGAUGUGGCAACAGUGCGCCAUUCACAUCACCAACGCCAUCCAGUACGUGGUGGAGUUUGCCAAGCGCAUCUCCGGCUUUAUGGACCUGUGUCAGAACGAUCAGAUUAUCCUCCUCAAAGCAGGUUGCAUGGAUGUCCUUCUGAUCCGAAUGUGUCGAGCCUAUAACCCCAUCAAUAACACCUUCCUCUUUGACGGAAGAUUCGCCCCCGCUCACUUCUUUAAGGCACUUGGCUGCGAUGACCUCGUGACGGCCGUGUUCGACUUGGCCAAAAGCCUGAGUCGUAUCCAGAUGUCUGAGGAGGAAAUGGCCCUCUUCACUGCCGCUGUGCUGCUCUCACCAGACCGACCGUGGCUGACAGAUGUGCAACAGAUCCAGAAGCUUCAGGAGAAGGUCUACGUCGCCCUCCAGCGCUGCUUACAAAAAGGCGCCGCAUCAGAAGAGAAACUCGCCAAGAUGGUGUCCAAACUUCCCAUCAUGAAGUCCAUUUGCAAGCUCCACAUCGACAAACUGGAGUUCUUCCGUCUGGUCCACCCCGAGACGGCGUACACCUUCCCGCCACUCUACCGGGAGGUGUUUGGCAGUGAAAUGACUUUCCCAGACUCCACAGAGGGCUAAGCAAUGUCACGCACUUAGGACAGAAAAAAAAAAACAACAACAACCCCCC